This is a messenger RNA of Arctia plantaginis, 456 nucleotides long. The record is from the annotation of a GenBank genome assembly. Lineage: Eukaryota; Metazoa; Arthropoda; Insecta; Lepidoptera; Erebidae.
AUGAAUACCAAUCUGAGUCUUUUUUACUCGCACCGCUCGGAGGCGGUGCUGAUAAAUCCAGGCAAGGGCAAGUCAUCUGGUGAAGUUUUGAGGGCUCUACGCUCGGGGUUGCAACCGGAGGAUUUAGGCUUAGUGGUAAGGGCCGUGUGGACUCCCAGAAAAGGUGGUCUUCUUAUUGAGUUCGACGGAUCUGUUAAAGAUCGCUCAAAACUCUGCAAAAGAGUCACUGAAGCUGCCGGAAGUGAAGUAGGGGUGCGCCAUCUUGUCAGUACCACUACGGUGGUUAUAGAGGGGUGGGACGCCGCCAGAACGGUCGAAGAAGUCAAGGAGGCAGUAAGGAAGGAUAUUAGUGAAGGUGUAGACGGGCUCAAACUAUCAAUCACGCAAGCUAACAAAUGGGGACUCGAUACCGCUGCGACUUUAGAGGCCUUGGGAAAGAUUAAGUUCGGUUGGUAG